UAAUUCUCCUGUGGUGUAGUUAACAUGUUAUACAUUGCAGAAAUUUCAUCCAUGUGGUAGAAAAACAUAUAACAUUGAUCAUCCACCAUACUGUAAGACAACAUGGCUGAGGCACACAAUGCUGUGGCGUUUCAGUUUGCAGUCAGUGAUGAAGGAGUAGUUGUUAACUUGGAUAAAGAGAUUCUCAAGUUGAUGCUCAGUUCUGCUUAUAAAUCAAUCAAAAGAAGAUGCAUGUCUGCAAAAAAUACUUUCUUAAAAGGUGUUUACCCUGCCUCUCCAGCAACAUGGAUGUUUUUCCUUGCUGCAUUGCUGUCUGCUCGUUAUUCUGAACAUGAAGCCACCAUGGAUAUUCUACACAGAAUGGAGAAGGACUUUCCUGCAAAACAUCGUUUUGAAAGAUCCACAGUGGUUGCAAUUUGUAUAUUUGUUAUUGUAACAAUUAUAUGGUUAUUUUCGGCUUAUUUUUGCCAGUUCUUGUUGCGUAAACUACUUAAAAACUGGGAAGUGAUGUAUAAUAGUAGAGGGAAACUUACAUUAUCUAAUAAACUAUGGCUGGCUGCUGUGAAGUUACUUAGCGGAUUUGAUCCUGGUUUGUUCAGUUUUCAAAAAUGCAUCCCAUCGUUACCUGUUCCUCCCUUAGAAGACACACUCAACAGACACUUGGACUCAGUUCGACCAUUUAUGAGUUCAGCUGAUUAUGAAAAUGUUGUAAAAUUGACUGAAGAAUUUAAGAAUGGAGUAGGUCCAAAGUUGCACAGAUAUCUAAAGCUAAAGUCAUUCUGGGCACCCAAUUAUGUCAGUGAUUGGUGGGAAAGAUUUGUUUAUUUACGAUCCCGUGCACCUCUAAUGAUCAACAGCAACUAUUAUGGUGUGGGAACACUUCAUGAAGCACCAUCUACUGUACAGUCAGCAAGAGCAGCAAAUUACAUUUACGCUUUCUUCAGAUAUCGAAAACAAAUUAAUAAACAUAUAAUGAAACCUUUACGUUUACUGAUGAUAUAUCCACUUUGCUCUUCCCAAUACACUCGUCAAUUUGAUACAACACGAAUACCUGGAAAGGAAGAAGAUGAAAUUGUAACUUUCCCUGAGAGCACAUAUGUUGUUGUUUACCACAAAGGACGUUUUUUCAAAUUAUCAGUUGUUUUUAGUGGUGAUUUGUUGAAACCUGCUGACAUACAGGCAAAAAUAAAAAAGAUUUUAGAAAAUGAAGAUAAACCACAUUCUGGAGAAGAAAUUCUUCCUGUGCUUACAGCUACAGACAGACCUGUGUGGGCUGAAGCAAGAAAUAAAUAUUUCUCUGAUGGAGUUAAUAAAGAAUCGCUUGAUUUGGUCGAAAAGGCUGCAUUUUUUGUGGUUUUGGAAGACGAUUCUGAUUUUGUUUCAUAUGAGAAAAGCACUCAGGAAGAAUUGAAUAAGACUUGUAAACGCAUGUUACAUGGAAAGGGUUACGACAGAUGGUUUGAUAAGAGCUUCACGUUUGUGGUUUGCAAAAAUGGUCAGAUUGGUUUCAAUGCAGAGCAUACUUGGGCUGAUGCACCGAUAAUGGCACAAGUUUGGGAAUGGGUCAUGGUUGAAGAUGUGUCCAAGUUAGGAUACGAUGAAGAUGGGAAUUGUGUUGGGAGACCUCGAUUUACCUGGAAUUGUCCUAAAAGAUUGACAUGGAACAUUCCACAAGAAUGUAUUUCUGUGAUGGAUACUGCACUGGUUAAAGCUGAACAACAAAUUGAAGAUGUGGAAUUGUACACCAUGAUCCACACAGCUUUUGGCAAAGGCGACAUCAAGAAAAUGAGAGUCAGUCCUGAUGCUUUCAUUCAAGUGGCUUUCCAGUUAGCUUAUAUCAAGAGCACGGGUAAAGUUUGCUUGACGUAUGAAUCCGCCAUGACAAGAUUAUUCAGGGAGGGUCGAACUGAAACUGUCCGAUCCUGUUCUAUGGACUCCACAAACUUUGUCAAAGCAGCUAUUGACCCUGAUGUUCCGGUUGAGAAGAAGAAAGAAUUGAUGAUGAAAGCAUGUGAAAACCACAUCAAUUUAUGUCGCAAAGCAAUGACUGGACAAGGGGUUGAUCGUCAUCUCUUUUCAUUAUAUGUUGUUUCUCAAUACCUUCGACUUGAUGUGCCAUUUUUAAAAACUGUAUUAGGCGAAAAGUGGGUUUUAUCGACUAGCCAGACUGCUGUUAACCAAACCAUGCGAAUAAACCUGGAUAAAUAUCCCGAGCGCGCAUGCGCAGGAGGCGGUUUCGGACCGGUGGCCGAGAAUGGAUAUGGCAUCUCGUAUAUCAUAUGUGGCGAAAAUCUCAUUUCAUUUCAUGUGUCAUGUAAAAAGAGUUGCCCAGAGACCAACGCAGAAAGAUUUGCUGGCUUGAUUAAAGAAAGCAUGGCCGAGAUGCGUUCCUAUAUUUUGGGCGAUGACCUACAGAAGUAAUGUUGCAAAGGACGGCAGCCGAAGUAGUUUUUAUUUUAGUCGAUUCUAGUUUAUUUAUAACUCGUUUUAUCUAUUUUACUUAGUGGUAUUUGAAGUUUAUACUCUGGUUACCGUAACUUUCGCAAUGAAAUCUUUACUUUUCAAGUAAGAAAACUUUUUUAAAUCCUAAAAAGAAUGAGAGUUUUACACGUCAAACCUGUGUUCUUUAAAAUCAAAUCAAUACUGGAACUAAGUAUACAAAACUUGCUAACUUCUUUCUGUGAAACCUUCACUUUUUAUGUUGUGUAUACCAUAUACCCUUUUACUUUUUAUUGUAAAUUUGUUGGUACGAAAAUUUUAAAUACAAAAAUUUCGCCAUUUUGUCUCGUUGAUGUAACGAUGUACACUGGAAAACCCUGUGAGAAUCUAAAGGAAAUUUAAGAACUUCGAAUUAUCCUGAAAUACAAAAAAAUUAUGGCCAGAUGAAGAUGGAAUUUUAAAUUUCUUUAGAAUAGCACUA
Messenger RNA from Hydractinia symbiolongicarpus, 2920 nucleotides. RefSeq names its product carnitine O-palmitoyltransferase 1, liver isoform-like. Bases 103 to 2421 code for a protein of 772 amino acids. Gene Ontology annotation, molecular function: carnitine O-palmitoyltransferase activity. NCBI's taxonomy places the organism in Eukaryota, Metazoa, Cnidaria, Hydrozoa, Anthoathecata, Hydractiniidae. Gene Ontology annotation, biological process: carnitine metabolic process; fatty acid metabolic process. The record is from RefSeq and is a predicted model, not a curated record. Gene Ontology annotation, cellular component: mitochondrion. The transcript has 28 exons.